Messenger RNA from Ctenopharyngodon idella (grass carp), 4743 nucleotides. It is a transcript of the gene ppp1r13ba, whose product is annotated as protein phosphatase 1, regulatory subunit 13Ba. Gene Ontology annotation, biological process: regulation of apoptotic process. The record is from RefSeq and is a predicted model, not a curated record. Gene Ontology annotation, cellular component: nucleus. Gene Ontology annotation, molecular function: p53 binding. The transcript has 19 exons. Lineage: Eukaryota; Metazoa; Chordata; Actinopteri; Cypriniformes; Xenocyprididae. Bases 471 to 3731 code for a protein of 1086 amino acids.
GCUGUCAGAGCCAUUAAAUGCUCAGAGAUUGAGUGUGCUGUUUACUGCUGUUAACUGCACUUAACUAUGAAAGUCUUUGACCAGCAGUGUAGUGAGAGGAACUGACAUGUUUCCAUGGGUGCAGUCGUUGCUAUGGACACCCUAUUGAUGGCUCAGUACAGUAAAUCAGGAUUUUCCAUACAGCAUCUUAUUCAAUGACAUGUUGUUACAAACUAAAGGAACCAAUAACAGUUUUUACAGUGGAAACUGGGCAGCUAUACCCAGCCAGAGCUCUAUUUGUCAGGACUGCCCAAGACCCACAGUGACAAGGCCUGCCUGUGUCCUGAGAUUUAUUAUUGACAAAGCAUUGAGUGCUGCGACUUCACCUCCUUCUUUGGAAUCAGAAAACCUUCUUCUCUGACUUACAGGGUAGAUACUGCGCAAUCGUCGCAGAGAGAGAUCAACAAGAAUGCUCAGUGCUUCAGAACAAGAUGGUGUUGAUGAUUCUGACUGUUUUUCUGAGUGAUAAUCAACAGUUGCUGACUGAGGUGCCCAUUACUCCAGAGACGCUCUGUAAGGAUGUGGUGGAAUUCUGUAAGGAGGCUGGGGAGAGCGGCUGCCACCUCGCUGAGGUCUGGAGAGGCAAAGAGAGAGCGAUCCCUUUUGAUCAGCUGAUGUUCGAGCACCUACAGAAAUGGGGUCAGAGGAGACAGGAAGUGAAGUUUUACUUGCGGCACGAGGAGUCUCUCAUCGCGAAAUUUUCUCAAGCAGGAAGUCAGACUUCAGAACAGGCCGACAGGAAGAGCAGGGGGAGCUCGGACAAGCCCUGCGAGAAUGGGGUGGGGAAUCCACGUGUGGAGUUAACACUGUCAGAGCUGCAGGAGAUGGCAAUGCGACAGCAGCAGCAGAUCGAAACACAGCAGCAGAUGUUGAUAGCUAAGGAGCAACGAUUGCGGUAUCUGAAGCAACAGGACCCACGUCAGGGCCAGUCCGUGUCUGAGAGUGAGAAGCUCCAGAGGUUGAGGGAAAGAGUAGACAGUCAAGAAGCCAAACUCAAGAAAGUCCGUGCGAUGAGGGGCCAAGUGGACUACAGCAAACUCAUCAACGGCAACCUGUCUGCAGAAAUUGAGCAUGUUAGUAGCCUGUUCCAGGAAAAGCAGGCAGAGCUGCAGUCGGCCAUGGUCAAGGUGGACCAGCUCACACAGCAGCUAGACGAUCUGCGACGGGGGCGUCUCAAUGGACUGCAGCCUCUGGGGGGACCAGUGACCAGUAAUGCUGCUCUGGAACUCCGCAAACUCUACCAGGAACUGCAGAUCCGGAACAAGCUAAAUCAGGAACAGAACAGCAAGCUACAGCAACACAAGGAUAUGCUUAACAAGCGUAACAUGGAGGUGACCAUGAUGGACAAGCGUAUUGGGGACCUCAGAGAGCGUCUCUACAAGAAAAAAGCAGAGCUUGGCCGAAUGAGUGGUCCUCCCUCCCCCCAGGCCACCCCAGGCAGUUCCGGGCGGGUGGCAGCAGUCUGUCCCUACAUCCAGAUACCGGUGCCUGGGCGCCAGGAAGGAGGCUACUCUUUACCUCCUGAUCCCCUGAAGCCACAGUCUCUCUCCAGUCCUGCUACAGUCAACCAUGCUCGUUCCAAGUCAGAGGAAGAGAGGGUGAGGAUGCCUGCAGGCCCAUGGAAGGUCUCAGACUUAGACAUCAUAGUGGAUCCUCUGGUGCCAUCCUCAGAGCCUAGAGAUGGGCCAGAGGCCCCCACAGACUCCGACUGUACUUCUACUAAUGAUGCAGUCUGGCCCUCGUUCAGCAAUAGGGUUCCUCUAAAACCUCCAGACUGGAAGGACACAAGUCAAGAUCAUACCAGCAAGAUGGGUACCUCAGACAAGGAUGCCCCUAAGCUGUUAGGGACAGUAACAGCAUUGUCUAAGCAGCCUCCACCCAUCUAUGGAACCUAUCCCAGUGCAGGCCAUCACUCCACAGUUUGUGCCACCAGCUCUUUGCCCCGCUCUGCUCCUGGCACCUUAGGCUGGCAAAGAACACCCCCUGCCUCUGGUUCCUCUUCACAGCAGAUCCAACAGCGGAUAACAGUGCCUCCCAGCCCUACGCCUCAGUCUGGAUCAGCCCUCUUCCCUCAGAGUGAGAGGACAGAGCCUCCUCUAGCUGUGGCAGUGCGUCCCUUUAUUCCAGACAGAGGGUCCCGGCCCCAGUCUCCAAGGAAGGGCCCUGCCACUAUGAACUCCAGCUCAAUCUACAAUAUGUAUCUGCAGCAGCCUACAGCCAAAAAUUACUCCAGCAGCAGCAGAGCUGCUGUUAAAGCAGUAUACGGAAAACCAGUCCUACCGGGCUCCACCUCUCCAUCUCCAGUUCCACUCUACCAGCAGUCCUCCACAGAUGAGGUCGACAGGGAGGCAGCCCAUGAGAGCACUCCCUUACCUCCACCCAGUGUGGAGAACAUCCCUCGCCCUCUCAGCCCUACCAAACUGACCCCUGUGGCCCACUCCCCUCUCCGUUACCAAAGUGACAUUGACCUGGAGGUGCUGAGAAGGAAAUUAGCCAAUGCUCCCCGACCUUUGAAGAAGCGAAGCUCCAUCACAGAACCAGAAGGACCCAGUGGGCCUAACAUCCAGAAGCUCCUAUAUCAGCGCUUCAACACCCUUGCAGGGGGCAUUGAGAGUGGAGUGGGUGGUACACCUUUCUACCAGCCUGACAGUCCUCUGAACUAUAUGGCCACAGCCCUGGGUGAUGUGGACACUGCCAAUGGGAAUGUGAUGGAGUCAAGCAUGUUAGCAGAGCCUUCAGCAGAGCCGUCAAUCUCAAUCCCUCCUCCCACCUCUUCUGUGUCACCUACAGCUGAUGACAAUGAGAACCAGCCGACACAUCUAUCUAGUGACUCAGGGGGUGCCCAGUCGGAUGAUGGAUCAGAACCUUCUCCUAAGGACACCCAUGAGGACAAUCAUAACAACAACCACACAAAUGUUACAGACACACAAUCUAGUCCAGUACCAGAAGCUCAUUCCCCUGCAGAGCAGGACACCACAGCACAGUCAGGCACUCCUCCUAGUGCAUCUACGGUAAAGCGCACCAAUUUGAAGAAGCCUGGCUCUGAGAGGACAGGUCAUGGCUUGAGGGUCAAGUUCAAUCCUCUUGCAUUGCUUUUGGAUGCAUCUUUGGAGGGCGAGUUUGAUUUGGUGCAAAGGAUUAUCUACGAGGUGGACAAUCCUAGCACUCCAAAUGAUGAGGGUAUUACCCCUCUCCAUAAUGCGGUUUGUGCAGGUCACCACCAUAUUGUAAAAUUCCUGCUGGACUUUGGGGUCAAUGUCAAUGCAGCAGAUAGUGAUGGAUGGACGCCCCUGCACUGUGCAGCUUCAUGCAACAAUGUUCAUCUUUGCAAGUUGCUGGUGGAGUCUGGAGCUGCCAUUUUUGCCACUACUAUCAGUGAUGUGGAGACAGCAGCAGACAAGUGCGAAGAGAUGGAGGAGGGUUAUAUCCAGUGCUCUCAGUUUCUAUAUGGUGUACAGGAGAAGCUUGGUGUAAUGAAUAAAGGGACAGUUUAUGCUCUGUGGGACUAUGAAGCUCAGAGUGCAGAUGAGGUGUCCUUCCAUGAGGGCGAUGCUCUCACAAUCAUGAGCCGUAGAGAUGACAGCGAGACAGAGUGGUGGUGGGCCAGACUUAAUGACAAGGAGGGCUACGUACCACGCAACUUGUUAGGGCUGUACCCAAGGAUCAAACCCAGGCAACGUUCCUUGGCAUAGGUGGCCAGAAGAGACAGCGCAAGUUCCUGAAACAGCAGUUGGCAUGAAGCUGCGGGAUGGCGCUCUGCCCUAUCUUUGCCAUCACCACAACACAGAGCCCACCUGGGUGGCGAGAUGUUGGAGCACGUCUGGUGUUGGACAAGAGGGAAUAACCGAAGAGUGGGCAAUUCAGUGGUCUUUUCCGUUUGCAUCCCAGAUUUUAUUCGUCACUUUGAUGUGUUGUUUUUGCAGUAUCCCUCUUACCCAUAUAUCUGUUGAGGAACAUGUUAGCUUUUCUGAACUCUUCCACAGUGCAAACCUCCUGAGUAUAUGUGCGUGUGUGAGUGUUUCAGAAUGGGAUGUUACUGUCAGAGUGGGACGUGGAUGUGAUAAGAGUUGGUGACAGAGUAUGCAGUCUUGAAUUCCAGUGUUUCAUGCUCUGUGGUUAUUAUCAGGCGAAGAGGAAACUGAAGGGACUGAUGUUUCAUUUCCCACGGUUAGGAAGUUGCUGAUUAAGGGAAAAGGAAGGAAAGUGCUGGAAAGUGUUUAGAAGAGACCUUGAGGCUGGUCAAGCUAUUGAUGGAUAAUAAGGAAGUGGCCUGGUAUGGAAACAUGUAUAUUUUUAUGUGUGGAGAAUCAUGUGGGCUGAUGGAGGUGAAACUGUGUAGUCAGUUUUAAAAGGAUGCUGAAAGAAAACUGAUGCCAUAAAAACUAAUGCUGUGGCUGUUUUCCCAUCAACCAGGGGAUAUUGACAACAUAUCACAUAAAACCUAUAUUACUAUGCUUUAUUUAAGUUGGGCUUGAUUUUUUUUUUUUUUUUUUUUUUUUAUGCUACAUGAUAUUUUCCCUCUUUAAAGGUUGUUUAUUUAAUGAAAAUUGAAAAAAAAUUCUUUAAACAGCUUGAUAUAGACUUUUAUGGCUGUCAAAACAGGCAGGCAAAACGUCUGCCUUGUGUUUGUGCUGCCAUACGAGAGCCAUUUAUGCAAUGUCAUGUAUAUGUGCACAAUAAAAUUUCCACAUUGGGACAAAGUCA